AUGACGGAGACACUUCUCUUUACAGGUAUCGACAAGGUUCAGCGCGCCUUGGUGCAUUUUUUUUUUUUAGCCACAGCGGGACCCACCGCUGAUACGUUUGACGCUGCAGCGGUGCAUUCAGGGGAGGAUGCCGUCUCCUUUGCAACUUCCGAGCGGUGCGGCACACAGCGCCCCGCUGCCACACCUGACUGCUGCUGCGGGGCCAGAAGAACCGAAAUCGAAGCAUUUUUUUUGUUGUUUAGUAUUGCACAUAUCUGGGGGACUGUGCAGACAUCUGGCAAUCAAACACCUUGCCCAACAACAAACGAAAAGCACCAAAAAAAAACCUCACUUUCCUUGUGCUGGCGGCUCAUGUGGGGCGUGUGUGGGCGGUGCGCGUGGCGUCGCGCUGUAUGUGCGAAGUGCUGCUCAGCAUUCCGGUGCGCCGCCCAACCUACCGCCUACCGCGUGGCAUUCUGA
Molecule: messenger RNA, 459 nt
Organism: Trypanosoma grayi
Lineage: Eukaryota; Euglenozoa; Kinetoplastea; Trypanosomatida; Trypanosomatidae
Exons: 1
Coding region: 1-459 (152 amino acids)
Source: RefSeq, a predicted model, not a curated record